AUGUCAAAUUUAAAAAUUGCUUUAGCGGAUCUCGAAAAUCAAUUAAUCCUCUCGCACUCAAAACUUGAAUCCAUUAUUGAUAAUUUUGUCUCAUGUUUUCUCAAAGGACUAACAACAAGAAGUAUUCAAAGCGAAGCAAAUGAUGAAAAUGAAAAAUUGAUGACUCAAACCAUGUUGCCUUCAUUUAUUUGCCGUCUGCCAACUGGAAACGAGAGAGGGACUUCUUAUGCAAUGGAUAUUGGUGGGACAAAUUUAAGAGUUGCUGCGGUGACAUUUCUUGGCGAGGGACGAACAGAAGUCAGACAAAAACAUUUUAUUAUCGCUGAAGAAUUGAAAACCAGCGGGGUUGAAAAACUGCUUGAAUGGGUUGCUGAGAGAGUUCAAGAGUCAAUUAUUGUAGAUGGAAUCCUUAAAAUGGGUGUUACAUUUAGUUUUCCAAUAGAACAACAAACGAUUAGUAAAGGAGUUGUGAUGAAAAUGGGAAAAGGAUUCAAUGUACCAGGCUUACAAAAUCAUGACGUUACUGAAUUGUUGAAUUCAACGUUCAAGAAAAAGAAUUUAAAUAUCGAAAUAGUCGCAAUCGUGAAUGACACCGUUGGUACAUUAGCAGCUCAAGCAUACAAAGACCCAAAUACCAAAAUAGCAUUAAUUUUCGGUACUGGAACAAAUGCAGCCUGCGUGGUUCCAGUCGACAUGGUCACCAAACUUGAUUCAACCACUAAACGAAACAAAAAGGACGAAGACGAUGCUGUUACGCUCAUUAACACCGAAUGGAGUCUAUUAGGUCAUAGCUUUUUACCGUUCACCAAAUAUGAUUACAUCCUUGAUGAACAAAGCGAUAAACCUAACUUUCAACCAUAUGAGAAAAUGAUUAGUGUUAAUUAUUUAGGGGAGUUAGUUCGGUUGACAUUAUUUGAUUAUAUUCGAAAAUUUGGAUUAUUUGGCGGUAGGGAAGCGGAAUCGUUGUCGCGACCUUAUUCACUUAAACCAGAAUUACUUUCAAGAAUUCAAAGCGAGAAAGAUACCAAAAAAGUAUACACAAUAUUACAAGAUGAACUUAAAUUCUCGCAACAGCAACUAGAAAAUCCGGACGACAUUCUUGUCUUUCAGAAAAUAAUCCAUUGUUUCGUUACACGUGGAUCACAAUUAGCAGCCUCCGGCAUAGCAGCUCUACUCAAACUCUUAUACGGCGAUUAUUCAAACAUUAAAUCAAACGUCACGUUAGCCGUCGAUGGAUCCUUUUAUCUAAAGUAUCAUGAAUUUUCAGAUGGAAUCGAUAAUUAUUUAUUUUCGAUUUUGGGUAAUAAUAAUAGAAAAUACGUCAAAUUGGCAGGUGUGGAGAAUGGUGGAUCUAUUGGUGCUGCUAUCGUUGCAAUACUUUAUUCCAAAUAG
Molecule: messenger RNA, 1392 nt
Organism: Ambispora leptoticha
Lineage: Eukaryota; Fungi; Glomeromycota; Glomeromycetes; Archaeosporales; Ambisporaceae
Source: the annotation of a GenBank genome assembly